GGACUUGCUUCAGCAGCACAAUUCUGGUGGCGUCCAUCUUGGCUCUGCUGGAUGUGUUUGUUUUGACCACCUGGCAAAUGGUGGACCCUCUCAGGCGGGUGGUGAUGCGGCACAGGCCACAGGGUGACUCCGCCCCCCUGGACGUCGUCUCGUGCUCGCCCUCUGAUGGCUGCAACAGCAACAACAUGGAGGAGUGGACCGCCUUCAUCUACGCUUACAAAGCAGCGCUGCUGGGUGUGGGAUGUUUCGUGGCGUGGAACAUCAGGAGGCGCAGCACGGGCUUGGCGUUCAGUAUGUCGGCGGUGGCGGCGGUCAGCGUGGCGGGGGCCGCUGCUCGCCCACAAUCCUUCACUUCACUUCUGCGUGACCAGCGCUCUGGUCCUCGCCUGCGACCUCCUGUUCCUUGCCGCCAUGUUCGAGGUCCGCAUCGGCCAGCUGCACGGCGGAGGGGGCGGGGCCCCAGAGGGAGAAGCUACAAGGGGCGAGGCCGCAGAGGCGCUCAACCGACGGCUGAAACAGGAAAGGGCUGAGGUGAGGACAAAGAUGGAGGAGGCGCAGGAGGUCCAACCUGUCAUAGGUAAUUGUCUUCACAGCUGGACGCUAGCAUUGACACACUUUGCCACGCUUUGGAGGCGCAGCUUGCUCAGAGCGCCACAGGAAGCUGUUCGCCACUUAAAUCCUGCAUGCGUGACGACAGCGGUCCGGCGGCGGAGGCCGGGUCAGAGGUCAGAGAGAAUCCAGCCGACGUCAAAGCUCCUGACCUGUGGGUUCACUUCCUGUCACGUGUCGAUUACCCGGCGGCCCCAAUGCGUCACGCGUCGUCUUGUCUUGUCUCCGAAAGCGUGCGGCGCCGUCUGUCCGUCCAGUCAGAGCCGGCCCAAGGCAUAAGCGUACUAAGCGCUUGCUUAGGGCCCCGCGGCCACCAGGGGGCCCCCAAAAGCAAUUAACAAAAAAUUAUUAUUUUUUAUUUUUUGCAUGUAGGAGUCUGACUGAUGAUUUCUAAAUGAUCAAAGAUAUAUUAUUGUACAAAAACACAAUUUAAGGUCAACAUUUUUGCACAUUGCUGUUUCAGGUUUUUGUUACCAAAAAUAAUAAAGUGAAUCAGAAUCAGCUUUAUUGUCCAGUUAUGUUUAACACACAUGGAAUUUAACUUCAGUAGACUGCGCUCUCUUUGUACAAAGUAAACAUUAAAUAUGAACAAUUAACUAAAAAUAUAAACUAGUAAUUAAAGACUAAUAUGUACAAGACUGAUGAGACAAGAUGACACUUUUACUGUAAAUACAAAGCUUUAUCACUUGGACUGUUCAACCCCAGGCCACUCUUGUAGCUGAAUGUUUUCUACAUUUUAAGAUUAGGAACCAUAUGUGGCACUCUGGACAUCAUUCGUUCAUUCAUUGGUAUUAUUUUUGUUCUUAACUGGGCCACCCCCAUAUCUUUAUAAAUGACAUGUCAUUUGUAAAGACAUGCCAGGCUGACAAUAGGAUAAUGUAAACAACACUGCCAGAGCCGCAAUGAGUUUAUAUAUUAUUUAUAUAUUAUUGGCAGAAAUAGAGGGCCCCAAAAUCAAAUUUUGCUUAGGGCCCCAUGGAGGCUUGGGCCGGCACUGCGUCCAGUUGCCCAUCCUUCAUCACUCCUACCUGGCUGUCAUUGGCGCCGUCAGCGCCAGUAGCUCCGCCCACUUUGGAAGCAGGGAUACGCUCAACGCCACUUCCGGGAAGCCGCAGCUCUGACGACAUCUUUGUC
This is a messenger RNA of Nerophis lumbriciformis (worm pipefish), 1743 nucleotides long. The record is from RefSeq and is a predicted model, not a curated record. Lineage: Eukaryota; Metazoa; Chordata; Actinopteri; Syngnathiformes; Syngnathidae.